AUGAGUACUCCAGGUCUGAAGAAAAAGUCUCGACGGACGCGUGAGCAAUGCAAAAUAUCGGCAGCACGCACGGCCAAAAUGUGGAAGGAGGUUGGUGAUGCGCGGAGUGCUUACAUGGUCACCAUCACAGACCUUGCAGAAAAAUACCAUAUCUCACUCGAGUGGAUGUCGAAGCAGUUUUUCUUGGGAGGAAAGCUGUUAAAGAGUUCCCGCAAAGUCUCCAUGUUCAAUGCGGUCGUGAGACGCGAAAUUGCCAAGUGCAAGGAAAAUGGUAUCUUAGAUGGUAGGAAGACACUCGCCAUCGUCUCCAGAGAACUCAAGGAGUCUGGCGAGUGGAAAAACCUAACACAAGAGGAGGAAGAUGAAUUAAUGGACGACAUACAAGUCGAAAGCGUGUCGAAGGCUUCGAUAAAGGUUUAUGCCAAGGAUGUUGCAACGGAAAUUGCAAAGACUAUGGGUAAUAUUGAUCCUGAGAUUAUAGGCCUCGAAAAACGCACCGGUUGCAAUGUGUUCUGGGGUCUAACGAGGAACGCAUCAAACAACAAUUUCGGACCACAAAGCUAUGCGUCCGACCCCGUCAAAAAUGCCUGUCUUGCUCUGUUCAAGCUGAUGCCUGAACAGAUAGUUGUCAACAUCGAUGCCUACAUUGUGUCAGGUGUCAAAGGUGUUGUUCGCACUUCAGGUGCGAGGCAGACAACACUCCUCAAAAAGGAAAUUCGAGACAUGAUUCGCACCAAUAUGGAGGAAAUCCUCAACACGCAGGGUGUUUCAGCCGCAGAAAUGCCUCAGGUAGCAUACCAUAAUCAUGAAUGGUUCAUUCGUGCAUGGGGCAUCGAGCUCAUAGGAUGGACGGAGGGCGCUAUCACUAACCCAGGGGAGAUUAGCUCGAGUGUUGCUCUCAGACGUUUGCACAAUGCUCUCAAGGUUGGCUUAUGUUACUGGCGUGAACUGACAGAUGAAGAACUCGCUACAAGAAAGGAGGCACACGAGCAACGUAUUAUUUCGGGGGAGGAGCAACCUAGAGCAACCCGUAGCGAUAAGGGAAAAAGAAAGCGCGGUAGGCCUUCACCAUCCAUCAGCGCGAAGAGCAAGGCUAUCAUCCAAGACGAAGAUUCUGAAGACGAAGAUCUUACUAACCGCACCUCCAACAACGAUUCCCCCACUCCUCCCACCCCUCCUUCACCUGCCAUUAACAACGGGGCCAGCCCUCUAUCUGCCAGAAUUACGGACAUCUCGAACAACAAUGAAGAUGUCCCCGAACGGUCUCCAGCUCUCAUUGAGGGUCCUCAAAGGCGCCCAGACUUAGUUGAAGGUACCGCGGGUGCGAUGGGACCCGAUAAUCAAAUCCCAUCGUUCCUUUCUAUUGAGGGCACGACGAGUACCCAUCAGAACGGCGCAUUCAACAUUUUUCAACCCUGGAACACGAGCACUGUCAUGCAUGGUAUGUGA
This is a messenger RNA of Suillus plorans, 1449 nucleotides long. RefSeq lists its product as uncharacterized. The record is from RefSeq and is a predicted model, not a curated record. Lineage: Eukaryota; Fungi; Basidiomycota; Agaricomycetes; Boletales; Suillaceae. Bases 1 to 1449 code for a protein of 482 amino acids. The transcript has 5 exons.